Messenger RNA from Chaetura pelagica (chimney swift), 924 nucleotides. It is a transcript of the gene AGA, whose product is annotated as aspartylglucosaminidase. Gene Ontology annotation, cellular component: lysosome. Bases 1 to 924 code for a protein of 307 amino acids. The record is from RefSeq and is a predicted model, not a curated record. Gene Ontology annotation, biological process: protein deglycosylation. The transcript has 9 exons. NCBI's taxonomy places the organism in Eukaryota, Metazoa, Chordata, Aves, Apodiformes, Apodidae. Gene Ontology annotation, molecular function: N4-(beta-N-acetylglucosaminyl)-L-asparaginase activity.
AUGGUUGUCACUUGGAGAGUAUUACAUAUGGGGGGUUCUGAGCUGGAUGCUGUUGAGAAAGGCUGUGGUCAGUGUGAGAUUGACCAAUGUGACGGGAGUGUGGGAUAUGGAGGAAGCCCAGAUGAAAGUGGAGAAACAACACUGGACGCAAUGAUUAUGGAUGGCAACACUAUGGAGGUUGGAGCAGUUGCAGAUCUCAGACGUGUAAAAAAUGCAAUUGGUGUAGCACGAAAGGUCAUGGAAUACACUAAGCAUACAUUAUUAGUGGGAGAAUCAGCCUCCCUGUUUGCUGUAAGAAUGGGGUUUCCAUAUGAAGAUUUAACUACCCAAAAAUCUCUUUUGAUGUAUUCAAAUUGGCUUAAUCAAAGCUGUCAGCCAAACUAUUGGAAGAAUGUGGUACCAGACUCUGCAAAAUCCUGUGGACCAUACAAACGGCCUGAAAAAGUAGUUUUCAAAGAAAAACAGACCCUCUCACGAAGAAGUGUUCAUGAUCAUGACACUAUCGGUAUGGUUGUAAUCGGUGGGAGUGGAACUGUUGCUUCUGGGACAUCCACUAAUGGUGCUGUACACAAAAUUCCAGGCCGUGUAGGAGAUUCUCCAAUAGCUGGCGCAGGAUCCUAUGCAGAUAGUACAGCUGGAGCAGCUGCAGCUACUGGGGAUGGUGACAUCAUGAUGCGCUUCUUACCCAGUUAUCAAGCUGUGGAGUAUAUGAGGAUGGGAGCAGACCCAAUGGUAGCCUGCCAGAAAGUUAUCUCCAGAAUCCGGAAGUAUUACCCAAAAUUCUUUGGUGCUGUUAUAUGUGCCAAUACAACUGGAAGUUAUGGUGCUGCGUGUAAUAAAGUUCCAGGAUUCACUCAGUUUCACUUCAUGGUUUCUAGCCCUUUGCUACAUCAGCCCACUGAGCAAGUAGUAGAUUGCAUUUAA